This is a messenger RNA of Xenia sp. Carnegie-2017, 1848 nucleotides long. RefSeq lists its product as uncharacterized. The record is from RefSeq and is a predicted model, not a curated record. The transcript has 3 exons. NCBI's taxonomy places the organism in Eukaryota, Metazoa, Cnidaria, Anthozoa, Malacalcyonacea, Xeniidae. The coding region runs from base 83 to 1699 and encodes 538 amino acids.
AUUUCACAAUCAUAAUUUCACAAUCAACAUUCCACAAUCAUAAUUUCAUUUAUUCGCUAAAAACGGGCACCCAGGAAUAGACAUGGCUUCGUUUGGCUUUGCAUCGGUGUUAAUCACAGGAGCCAACCGCGGUAUUGGUUUGGCUAUGAUCAAGUACUUGAUAAAUUUACCAAAAGGUCCAACUCAGAUCAUUGCUACUUGUCGAUCACUACAAGCGGAAAAUGCACAAGAAUUAAACAAAAUAGCCAAAACCAAUUCCAACGUUCAUGUUUUAGAAUUGGAUAUGGCUAAUAUUUCAGGACGUAAUUUGACUGACUUCACCGAUCAAGUUUCACAUAUUGUCAAAGAUGCUGGCCUUAAUUUGCUCAUAAAUAACGCAGGCAUUCUUGUUAAAGAGCCAAACAGUGAAAUGAGCGUGGAGUCCCUAAGUCACAUUUUCAGUGUGAAUACCGUUGCUCCAUGCAUGAUAACAAAAGCUUUGCAUCCUUUUUUGAAGCAAGCAGCUCAGGUGAACAGAUCUCAUGAGCAAAUUGUUGCUGCUGUUGUCAACAUUUCCUCAAGUAUGGGUUCUAUAUCUGACACCACCACCUCCUAUUGGAUGACAUACAGAAUAUCCAAAGCUGGAUUAAAUAUGUUCACCAAAGCCACCAGUUGUGAAUAUUCCGGUGAUGACAUAGCAGUUGUUUCAUUACAUCCAGGAUGGGUGAAAACUGAUAUGGGAGGAAAACAAGCAUCCUUAACUGUGGAUGAAUCUGUUUCAGGAAUGAUGAAUGUAAUCUUGUCUUUAAAGAAAUCCGAUUCAGGAAGCUUUUUAAAAUAUGAUGGAACUAUCCUGCCUUGGGUGCAUGACAGCAAAAAGAAAUCAUGUAAUGCUGCAAAAAUUUGUCAAUGUUUGUCACAGCAUUUAUUCAUUAAAAACGGGCACCCAGGAACAGACAUGGCUUCGUUUGGCUUUGCAUCGGUGUUAAUCACAGGAGCCAACCGCGGUCUUGGUUUGUCUAUGAUCAAGUACUUGAUAAAUUUACCAAAAGGUCCAACUCAAAUCAUUGCCACUUGUCGAUCACUACAAGCGGAAAAUGCACAGGAAUUAAACAAAAUAGCCAAAACCAAUUCCAACGUUCAUGUUUUAGAAUUAGAUAUGGCUAAUAUUUCAGGACGUAAUUUGACUGACUUCGCCGAUGAAGUUUCACAUAUUGUCAAAGAAGCUGGCCUUAAUUUGCUCAUAAAUAACGCAGGCAUAAAUGUUAAAGAGCCAUUCAGUGAAAUGAGCGUGGAUUCCCUAAGUAACAUUUUCAGUGUGAAUACCGUUGCUCCAUGCAUGAUAACAAAAGCUUUGCAUCCUUUUUUGAAGCAAGCAGCUCAGGUGAACAGAUCUCAUGACCAAUCUGGUGCUGCUGUUGUCAACAUUUCCUCAAGUUUGGGUUCUAUAUCUGAUACCACCAGCUCCUAUUGCUUGGCGUACAGAAUAUCCAAAGCUGGAUUAAAUAUGUUCACCAAAGCCACCAGUUGUGAAUAUUCUGGUGAUGACAUAGCAGUUGUUUCAUUACAUCCAGGAUGGGUGAAAACUGAUAUGGGAGGAAAACAAGCACCCUUAACUGUGGAUGAAUCUGUUUCAGGAAUGAUGAAUGUAAUCUUGUCUUUAAAGAAAUCCGAUUCAGGAAGCUUUUUAAAAUAUGAUGGAACUAUCCUGCCUUGGUGAAGCAUUUGCCAAUGUAAAUGCCAGACCAGCAGUAACUUUCAUUAAAAUAUCCAUAAUCUUAUACUUAUUUAGUAAUAACAGCAAAAUAAUUCAUACUUUUUUGUCAUUGAUGUAUGUAUGAUUUUAGAAUAAUAUGUAUUGAGUAAUUA